CGCCCCCAUCACUACCACCAUCCUCCUCACACACAAAAGCAGUGCAAUUAGCUGACUUAAGAGAGCUGAUGCUUAGCCAGCUGCAAGAGGAAAAUAGUGAAAUAGGAAGGGAGAGAGGCAGCUGAGAAAGCGAUCACCACGGAAGAAUACAAAUAACAGCUCCCAAUUCCCUCCCAGUGAAAUCCACAUCACAAAGCACUGUCUCCUGCGAGAAAGGCAGACCUAGAUGCAACCACACAGUCAUUCACUGAGAAAGCACCACACGUCUGCAUCCAGAUCCAGGCACUGAAUCUCCUGAGCAGCCCGACUGCACUGGGAAGAAUGCGCAGCUGGGAUACAGGCAGGAUCUUCUUUGUUCUUCGUUAGCCACAAGCAUCGCCUGAGCCCUUCCUCGAGGAAAACACUGUGCAUCCAGACCAUCUCUGAGCACAAUGGGAACCACAGAAGCCACUCUGCGGAUGGAGAACGUGGAUGUGAAGGAGGAAUGGCAAGAUGAGGACUUCCCCAGACCUCUCCCAGAAGAGACAGGAAUGGAGUCACUGGGCAGCCCUACAGAAGAUGAGAAUACAUCCUCUCCCCCAAAUACUUUAAACUUUAAUGGGUCGCAUCGUAAACGGAAGACACUUGUUGCACCUGAAAUCAACAUUUCCCUGGACCAGAGUGAAGGCUCCAUUCUCUCUGAUGACUUCUUGGACACACCAGAUGACUUGGAUAUUAAUGUGGAUGACAUUGAAACUCCUGAUGAAACAGAUUCCCUUGAAUUCCUGGGAAAUGGGAAUGAACUGGAAUGGGAAGAUGACACUCCUGUAGCUACAGCCAAGAACAUGCCUGGGGACAGUGCAGAUCUCUUCGGGGAUGGUGGGACAGAAGAUGGGAGUGCUACCAAUGGACGGCUCUGGAGGACAGUCAUCAUCGGAGAGCAGGAGCAUCGUAUUGACCUCCAGAUGAUCAAACCUUACAUGAGAGUGGUGACACACGGAGGAUAUUAUGGAGAAGGUCUCAAUGCCAUCAUUGUCUUUGCUGCCUGCUAUCUCCCAGACAGUAACCUGGAUGAUUACCACUACAUAAUGGAGAACCUCUUCUUAUAUGUGAUCAGUAGUCUGGAGCUGCUGGUGGCUGAGGACUACAUGAUUGUGUACCUAAAUGGAGCAACACCCCGGAGGAGGAUGCCAGGCCUUGGCUGGCUAAAGAAAUGCUAUCAAAUGAUAGACAGAAGGCUGCGUAAAAACCUCAAAGCCUUGAUAAUUGUGCAUCCUUCAUGGUUCAUCCGGACAGUGCUGGCUAUAUCAAGGCCCUUCAUCAGUGUGAAGUUUAUCAGUAAGAUCCAGUAUGUUCACAGCUUGGAGGAAUUGGAGCAGCUUAUCCCAAUGGAGCAUGUACAAAUUCCAGACUGUGUCUUACAAUAUGAAGAAGAGAGGAUCAAGGCCAGAAAGGAAAGGGCAGAAGACAAACAAGACAUGGCUGAAAAGGAAAGCAGGACUGUGCCCUCUGCAGAGGAUCAAGAAACCAGUAUGUCAUGAAUCAAAGGACAGUUGAACAAAUGGAGCAGAAGAAUGAUGUGGUCUGGCAGUCACCCAUGUAAAUGACCUUUUGGUAUAAGACCUUGUCAUCAUCUUAUUCUGAGUUCUGAAAGAUCAUGGAGCGUGCCUCCCCCAUCUCCAAGAUGCCAAGUUCUUCAAAAUUUUGGAAACAUUUUGCUUUAAACAACAAGAAGAAAGAACAGAUAAACAAAGCAGAGAAUAGCACUUUUCAGGUCAGGUUCCAGUGUGUUCAACAAUGGUCUGUGGAGAGCUCUAAGUAGUGCAAAUAGGUAACAUAUUUCCUGUAAGUAAGUUAAGGGCAUCCUGUAGCCCAUUAGCUAUCAGCAUGGAAAAGAAACGUUUUUUGUUUAAAUUAUAAACCCUUCCCCUAACUUGCUGCUGGCCAGCACUGAGACAUUUUUCUUUAAACUGUACACCCAGUUUCCUCUACACAGGUGUUACAACAACCAUUGCCCCAGGAAAUACCUAAAGCAGGAAAUGAAAAAAGUACAUUUUCUUCCUUCCUCUAUUCACUGUAUGUUUCUUCCCAUAAAUCCCAAGUGCUCUGGUCUAUACAUUUCUUCCAGCCUUGACCUCCUCAGUUAAUCUAUUGACAGUUUCUCUGAUUAACUCAUAGUGAACCUUUCCUAUGAGUAAAUGCCAUGAUUUUUCUUAUUUGUUCUGUCUCGGUUUGCAAGGCACUGGUAAUUUUAAAAAGGGUCCCAUAUGACAGAACCUUUUUAUGAGCAUCUGCUAAAGUCAAUGCACACAUGCACACAUGUUUUAAGAAGGAGCCUUAUGGACAGGGAAGUCUUUCAUGCCUUGUCUUUAUAUUGAUUUCAUGACAUCGGACAAUCAUUCAGUAUUAAUACCUCCUAUUGCAGAGUCAAGCUGCUAAACGUUUGAAAUUUCCUACUUUCUGUCCCUGGGUAAUGAGGGUCUCAUCUAUUAAUAUACAUGCCUGGGAAAAACCUGGGUGGAGAAUGCUGCAGGACAUUGUAUCUGGGUUAGCUUCUCAGUUAUCCAAGAGAUGCAGAUGUGAUAUUGAGACUCUGAAAAUUGUUGUUCGGACCCAUGAGGAUUCUUUAACCAAAGAGAGAAGAAAAUUUAGGAAACAACCAACUGGCAAAAUCAUCUGGAAACUCCUGAUUUCAUCAAAGCCAGCAUACAUAAUCUGUUGUAUCUACCCCUUGCAGACAAAUGAAGAUGAAGAAUUAUCUGCAGGUUUCACCACUUAAAGAAUAUUUCAGGCUGGCAACCUCAAUCCACGGCUAUUUAAAAUUAACUUCACUCUGCUGUGAAAUCCCCCAGAGGACAAUUCUGGCAAAGCAAGGUUUUCUUCAACAUAGUGAUGGCUUCUCUGUAUUCCUAAAAAUUGUCUUUUUUCUUCUCAGUGCAUAAUACUGUUGCAGAUGAGAUCUUUAUUUUCCUGAAUGCUACAAAGAAGCACCAAAUAUGUUUGCUAACUUUACUUCUCAUUUAAUGUACAUAUAUGUUUUUUUUUUUUUCCCAUAUUCUUCGGUCAUAGAUGUAUUUACCAAACAGGCCUUUACAUGAAAAAGAGAGAACUGCACCCUUAACAUUAACCCUUGAUGCUGAAGAUGAAAACUUGAUAUUCUGUUUCACUGGCAUGUUUAUAAUAAGCACCAAACAAGCAUCAACUGACAAGGCUUUCUAGAAAUUUUAUUAUGAGCCCAUUAUUGGCAAUGUGAAUUCCAUGCUACAAGGAAAAAACAGCACUUUUGGAGUUUAUGUUUUAUGCCCAUCAAAAAACAUUCUGUAGUAAGCCUUCCAGACAGCAGACAUACAUUUCAAGACAGAAGUAGGAGUCAGAAAUUUUGAAAUCUUCAUAUGUUAAAUUGAUCUGCAAAGCCGGGCAGCCUUUUUCAUAGAGUCUGUCAGAUGGACUCAACAAACUCAAACAAAAAAUGAAGAAAGGCCUAUUCUGAUCAAACAAAUUUUAGCUCAGACUAUAAAUAAUCACAGAUCUCUUUGUAGCACAGAGUAUGUGAAUUCAGUAUCUCCCAUUGGUAAUACUUAAAGCUAGAUUUUCCUUUUGAGACUGUUUUUAUGCAUUUAGACAAAAUGCAAUUGCUAUGCUUUCCAAAAAAGAAUGCCAUGCAAUUAGACACUGAAAAGGGAAUCUACAAUUAUAUAGUGAACAAAAUUAGUAGGACAUUUAAUAGUGUUUCAAAGUACAGCUCAAAAUCUUUUUUGCAUCUUUAGUUUCUGAACACUUCAGUGAAAAAUGUUCAUAACAUAAUAGAAAAUACUGCUGUUAUGGAACAUGUGGACAUGGAGAAUAAGAAAUCCAGAUUAGAUUUAGCAUUGGGACCUGAAGAAACAGACUACUUCUUGAUCCUGAGCAGUAGCCAUACCAGAAGAUUUUUUUUUUUCCUUUCCAAAGAAAAGACACUGUGUCUACAUUUAACAAACAAACAAACAAACAAACUACAGAAUAAUAAGACCUGGAGACGUAACUUCCUAUUUGCUCAAGUAAUUCCUUCAGGCCAAAGUUAAUAGUUCACUUGUGAAAAUGUACCUAUCACCGAUUUCAUUAUAAUUUUAUAACUGUGUAAUUCCUAUGAAGGUAGGAGUUUGAAUACAAAAGUCAAUUUGUAACUUCUUUGAAAUAAUUUUUCAAAAAGUGCACUUUCUGAUAGAGCACUCUAAAUAGUAUGCACUAUGUUUUAAUUUGUAAAAAAUCUUUAUGAGUGUGUAAUUAUUUUUAUUCCUGGAUGGCUAUAAGUUUUUUCAACAUAGAAAAGAACUUUGAACCCAUGAUUGAUAAAAUAUAGCUAAAAGUAAAAAGUGUGUUUUUAUAGCAACAAAGAAAAGCAUCAUUAACUUAUUUCGGACAGUGAUUUUGGAUGCUACUUGAAACCAAAGUAGCUGCAAAUUCUUUGAAAGAAACACAGUGAUCAUGUUGGCAGUGUCCCUUUACUGAUCAUGCAGCAAGAUAUCUAAGUUUGAGUCUGAUAGACUAGCAUGGGCUUCAAGCAAAAUCAGAUGCAUUUUAUAAAAGAUCUUCAAAGAAAAUAUGCUGUACCAGCAAAAACUUUUGCUAGUGAAAGUGCAUUUACAAGUGCAUUUACAGUAGGACUUUUGCCAGUCGUAUGUCUAAAAAAUAAAAUGAAAUAAAUUGCAACAUUGGUAUACUAGUCAAUGUUCCAAAUGUAGACCAGACGUUGUUUCUGUCUCAUGAAAACAUCUCUGAAGGAUAAAUAUUUUGACUAAUUAAUGCACUGUAUUAUAUCAAACAGCAGGUAUUAUCAACAUUUUUCUUGCCUUGGAUUUUACCUUUCAUGAGAUUUACUUAGUUCUAACAGUGAAUCCAUAUAUAGCAAUAUUUUGGCUGCAGAAAAUUGAUUUUAUCCCUAUGAUGGCAUAUUCACAAAAAUCAUUGUAUUCUUAUUCACAGUCUAAUUAAUAACAAUUUCAGCAUCCUCCCAGCAUCAACCUACAGGAAGAAAAAUCGGAGUCCUUCCUAUAUUAAUAACAGACUAGGAAAUACCUUCCCAUCUCUUUAAGGUAGUAACAGAGGUCAGUCUAGCCUUCUGAAAUGUGAGCACUUUUCAACAUUUUAUGCAGCAACCAUCAUAUUUAUACAGUCAAACCACUUUGUUUUGGCAUAUUUACAAAUCACCAAGUUUUGGAAUUGACCAAUAAUUUUCAUUUUGAUUCACAAGGAAGACAUAGGAAAUAAAACUGAGAUGCUGCUCUCUAUAUUCAAGUUGGAUAGUUAAUAUAAUUUCUUAUGUACAGUACUGUGGAAAUGUGAGUGGUUAGAGUAUACCUCAUUGCAAUUUUUCCAUCUACUUUUUCCAAAGAUUAUUUGGUUCCAGGUAUAUAUACAUGUGUAUAAGAAAACCUAAGUGGCAAUGGUUUUAAAAGCAACACAUUCUUUAUUUUACAUAUCUAGGAAUUAAAAAAGGAAAGAGUUAAUAAAAUGCUGGUGGCAUUUAACUCAGAUUGGCCUGGCAGCAGAUGAAAAAUACAGGCAAAAUUGCUGUAAAACAAAAGCACAUGUUUUCUCUUUUGUAAUUCCAUAUUUACUGACAGUCAAAAAUACAGCAUGCUACUGAUAAAGUGAAUUUUAAAAAGUCACCAUGGCAAUAUAAGAUAAUCUAUCUCAGUUUUUUUUCCUUUGUAGUGGGACCUUUUAACCCAAACCUACACGUAAAAAUGUGUGAACUGUCAUUUUUCUAAAGUGUUUGUAAUUAGAUGGUUUAUGCUAGAAGACAUAGAUUGCCGUUAAAUAUGUAUUAUUUUUUGCUUUGUAUGUUUCUGUAAGAAUCCAUGGAUAUUCAAUUAAAAAGAGACUAACCCUUAAGCAAAAAUA
Anas platyrhynchos (mallard) is the source of this 5862-nucleotide messenger RNA. It is a transcript of the gene ATCAY, whose product is annotated as ATCAY kinesin light chain interacting caytaxin. Gene Ontology annotation, cellular component: cytoplasm. Gene Ontology annotation, biological process: apoptotic process. NCBI's taxonomy places the organism in Eukaryota, Metazoa, Chordata, Aves, Anseriformes, Anatidae. The record is from RefSeq and is a predicted model, not a curated record.